This is a messenger RNA of Morus notabilis, 1122 nucleotides long. RefSeq lists its product as uncharacterized. NCBI's taxonomy places the organism in Eukaryota, Viridiplantae, Streptophyta, Magnoliopsida, Rosales, Moraceae. Bases 1 to 1122 code for a protein of 373 amino acids. The transcript is spliced from 4 exons. The record is from RefSeq and is a predicted model, not a curated record.
AUGUGGAAAGCAGGUCCCUCAAACCACGUUCCUCAAAACGAUGGUAGUGACGACUCAGAUGACGAUUAUGAGAUUGCGGCAGUAGCAGUAGUUUUGUGGUAUUACUACACAUACAUGGAAAGACCAUUGCCUCAACCAAGGCAUACCUCUGCCCUCACAGGUAUAACGUGUGUUCAAUACCUACUUGAUGGACAUGAGGACGUUCUUAGGUCGAAGAUUAGCAUGGGAAGUGAUUAUUUCAAGCGUCUUAGUACGUUGCUUGAGCUUAAAGGGCUUUUAAGACCGACUAGGAACAUGAAUGUGCACGAGCAACUUUUUAUUUUCCUAUACAUUAUUUGUCAAAGUUCAAACAACAGGGAGUCACAAGAUCAAUGGCAGCAUUCUGAUGCUACCAUUUCAAAGUAUUUUCACGCUGUUUUGAAGGCGUUGUAUGAGCUCCGUUUUGACUUUCUUACACCGCCAAACUUUAACAUUGUCGAUCCCGUCGUAGCCGCGCGUGGAAACAAGUAUAUGCCAUGGUUUCAGAAUUGUAUUGGCGCUCUUGAUGGUACUCAUGUACCGGUUGUUCCACCCGCUGCAAAUGCUAAGGCAUGGAGAAAUAAGAAGGGAUUCUUCUCUCAGAAUGUAUUAGGAGUGUGUUCGUUCGACAUGAGGUUCACCUACAUGUUAGCUGGAUGGGAGGGCUCUGCCCAUGACGCACGUGUGCUUGCAUCCGCAACAGAAACGAGGGAAAAAAAUUUCCCUACUCCACCAGAAGGUAAAUAUUACCUCGUCGACUCUGGGUACGCAAACACUGAUUGUUUCCUGGCACCGUACCGGGGGAGCACUUACCACCUUCAAGAGUAUCGGGCAAGGCGGGGUCGGCCCCAAACGCCGAGGGAGUCAUUUAACUACAUUCUUCACUCAGAAACUGUAUCGAACGCACAUUCGGCGUCUGGAAAGCCAGAUAUUCCAUUUGUUUGUGCUAUUUUACAUAACUUCAUACACAUGUACAACCACAACGAUGAUCUACUUACCCAAUACAUGAGAGACGCCGUUCUGGUAGCAGAAAUUGAUCCACUUAACACGGAACAUGAUGUGAAUCAGAAUCACAACCCUGAUCGAGGAUCGCAACAACAGUAA